Molecule: messenger RNA, 1803 nt
Organism: Megalops cyprinoides (Indo-Pacific tarpon)
Lineage: Eukaryota; Metazoa; Chordata; Actinopteri; Elopiformes; Megalopidae
Product: NADH-cytochrome b5 reductase 3
Exons: 8
Coding region: 1-954 (317 amino acids)
Cellular component (GO): mitochondrion
Molecular function (GO): oxidoreductase activity; FAD binding
Source: RefSeq, a predicted model, not a curated record
AUGUGCAUAUGUGCUGCACACGUUUCUAAUCAAUCUCUACUGUCUGCCCAGAGUACAGCACUGGUGGUGACCAGUGGUGUAGUGGUGCUCUCUACAGUGGUAAUACUACUUGGCAACUAUUUUCUUCGGAAGAGGAAAACCCCCAAGAUCACCCUGCUCGACCCCACAGUUAAAUACCAACUGAGACUCAUCGACAAAGAGGUCAUUAAUCAUGAUACCCGCAAGUUCCGCUUUGCACUGCCUUCUCCAGAGCACAUCCUGGGCCUUCCUGUUGGGAAGCAUGUGUACCUGUCUGCCCGUAUUGACGGCAACCUAGUGGUGCGUCCAUACACCCCAGUGUCCAGUGAUGAUGACAAAGGAUUUGUGGACCUGGUGGUGAAGAUCUACUUCAAGAACGUCAACCCCAAGUUUCCUGAUGGGGGAAAAAUGUCCCAGUACCUGGAGAGCCUGACGCUGGGAGAUGUGAUGGACUUCCGAGGACCAGGAGGACUACUGGAGUACAAGGGUCAAGGGCGGUUUGUAGUGCAGCCAGAUAAGAAGUCCCCGGGGGAGGUUAAGACUGCUAGCUCCCUGGGCCUCAUUGCAGGGGGAACAGGCAUCACCCCCAUGCUGCAGCUGGUGCGGGCUAUCCUGAAGGACCCCAGCGACAAGACCAACUGCAGUCUGCUCUUUGCCAACCAGACAGAGAAGGAUAUCCUCCUGAGGGAUGAACUUGAGGAGAUCCAGGCCAGACACCCGGACCGCUUUAUGCUGUGGUUCACCGUGGAUCGAGCCCCUGAAGGCUGGGACUUCAGCCAGGGAUUCAUCAAUGCUGACAUGAUCCGCGAGCACCUGCCACCCCCAGAUGGUGACGCCCUUGUGCUCAUGUGUGGCCCGCCUCCCAUGAUCCAGUUCGCCUGCAGCCCCAACCUGGACAAGCUAGGCUACCGGCAGAGCCAGCGCUUCAUCUAUUAGCCUGUGGACCGGUGCCCCCCGCUUGGCCCCUUGUGGGUGGAACCCAAAGAUGACAGUGAGGAGCCCCAGUGACCCCCUGAGCUACACAGCUGUACACCCUUAAGGCCCCUGCAGAUGGCCACACAUUCAAUGAUGUACUGGAGCGUCAGGGAGAGGGUAGCGCAGCCAAUGAAAUUUCCUAGCACUUGUUGGUGACUGUCCUUGACACUUUCGGGUAAUUUAACAUGUUGACUUAUUACGUCUACAGUAUUGCCCUGAAUAUAAGGUAUAGCAAUUUCCCCAGAAAUAUGAACGCUAAUGCCAAGUGGCAGUGGUGCUAUGGGCUAAAGCAAACCCAGUAAGUAAUGUCCAUUGGUGGUUGGGGUGUUUAGCUAGCAUAGUGGUAAGAAUAUGUGUAGGUUUACCUGCAAUGACCAUGUCGAAAAAAGUGGAUCAAAAAUUGGGCAGAUAUCCAAAUGACUAAGAACCAAAUAUAAUGCAAAAUGUGGUUAAUUCAUCCUUUAUAAAAUUAACGUUGUUGUUCCUGGCCUUUACUAUAUUAGGAGUCAACAGAAAAAAGACAUAUUGGCUGUCAGACCUUGCUAAUGAAUUAUAAAUAGGAGUUUCUUUGGAUUUCUUUGAAAAGUUGAGAUGUUUUAAAAUCAGGCCUACCAUAUAUUUGGUCAGUACAGUGCCAACUUGUUUUGUCUUGUGGGUUUUCAAGGGGUCUUGCUGGGCGGAGCAGUUACGAGUAUUAAUAAGAAAGUCAAGAUUUUUAAAAUUUGUUUUUGAGCAGUUCAAAAUGCACUGCCACAGAUGUUGCACUUACUGUAAAUAUUUGAUGUACUUCUGCCCUUCUGAAAGAGUAAU